Penaeus vannamei (Pacific white shrimp) is the source of this 917-nucleotide messenger RNA. The record is from RefSeq and is a predicted model, not a curated record. NCBI's taxonomy places the organism in Eukaryota, Metazoa, Arthropoda, Malacostraca, Decapoda, Penaeidae.
CAGAGGAAAACAAAACGGAGGACAAACGCGACAGCAACUUUCUCAUAAGAGUACUCAGGAACAUCGUAGUGGUGAUUACGAAGCGGGAACUACGUACUCGCUCACUGGCCGUUUUCUUCUGCUGGUUUGGGGUGUCCAUGGUGUACUAUGGGACGGCCCUCGGCGCAACCAACCUCGGUGUUGACAUCUACACGUACAUGUUCCUCUCUGGUUUACUGGAAAUCCCUGCUUACCUGCUACUAUGGCCGUCAAUUGAAAGGCUAGGUCGCCAAAGGACGUUGGUGUUGCUGUUUUUCAUCUGCACUAUUAGCAUUUCGUCUGUUGCGCUCAUCAUGUUCUAUUUCCCGAAUGCACCCUCAGGCCUCAAAAUAUUCUUCUCGCAAAGUGGCAAGUUGUGUGUGACAGCCGCCUUCCAUCUGACGUGGAUCUACACUGCCGAAAUGUUCCCUACAAGAUAUAGGUCUCUGGCAGUCGGGGAAGGUAGCUGUGUAGCGCGCAUGGGCAGUAUUUGUUCGCCUUAUAUUAUUGACAUAUUGGGCGAAGUGUCUGCCUGGGCGCCGUCUGCUGUCUUCGCUCUGAUCUCUCUCGUGGCCUCCGUCCUCGCUCUCCUGCUGCCGGAGACUCGAAACCGCGCCAUGUUGGAGACUGGGAGCUCACACGGAGAGACAUCGGACCCAAGGAUAGAUACCUCUUCUGAGAGAUCUGAAGCCUGAAUAUUGUUUUCUUGUGGAGGAUCUCCGGUGGGGGGGGGGGGGAUUAUGUUUAGGGAGAAAGAUAUAUUUUCUUCUUUCUCUUUGAUACAUAUAUGUUGAAGAGGGUGAGGUAACGUGGGGUUCUUACCUUUAAGAAGAGGUGCAGGAGCCGAAGCCCGUCCUGGAGGCAAGGUGAAGGCUGAAUUCGGGUCGAGGUCAUGGGAG